AUGGCAAAACGCCUCAAUAGAUAUUUUGAAAGGAAACGUUCACCGAUCAGAUGGAGCCAGUGCCUUCACCGAGGCCGCACAAAAUCCAAGAAGCCAAAGAAACGAAACGCAGCCGUUAGCGGAGCUGAACCUGCCGACCCCUCCUGGGCGGGUGGGCCCUGCUCCGGGCCCGCAGCCUGCCGCAGCGGCACAGCCUCGGCGGCGGGGAGGAAGCGGCCCGGCCCGCCAGGGGAAGGGGAAGCGCCCGGGGCCCGGCCCGCCAGGGGAAGGGGCAGCGCCCGGGGCCCGGCCCGUCAGGGGAAGGGGCAGCGCCCGGGGCCCGGCCGUGAGGGGAAGCGGCACGGCCCGGGGUUGCCCCGCGGACAGCGGAGCCGGCGGGAGGGCGGUGCCGAGCCCGCGGCCGCAAGGCUCCGGGAGGCUGUAGGGGCGCUCAGCAAAAGCUGCAUUUAUGCCUGUGAGCCACAUCACUGGAAAGAAAAGGAUGUUCUAGAUGAGUUUUUCCUUCCAAAUGAAACAGAUCUUCGUCAGGUCACUGUAUUGUCAAAAGCACAAUGGGAAAGGAUUCAGGACAGGAUUAGACAAGCACCACACAUUGAUGAGAAGAAAGAACAGGAAGAGGUGCACUUGGACUCCAAAGCUGCUGGAAAAGAAGAUCCACGCAGUGCCACUUUGAGCCUGAUACAACAGAAACUUCAAGCCAAAAAAUUACGUGAAGAAAAGGAAGAGGAAGAAAGAAAGUUACUUGAUUUGGAAGAAGCAAAGUUCCAGGCAGCAAAACGGAAGGAGGUUAUUGAUCGUGCAAAAACCUACCUACGUUAUCAGGACGACAGAAUGAGACAUUUCCAUAGUGCACUUCUACUUACUAAGGUCCUAAAAGAAAGAGAUGCUCAAGUUGAAUUUCUAAAGUCAAGAUUACUUGAUAACAAAAAGAGGGAGUUUGAAGAAGAGCAACGUCAAUUAAAAGAAUACAUUCUCAGUGAGCAAGAAAAAGCACAUCAGCGUUAUAUGAAUAAACAGGCACUAUGCAAAGAUCAGUUACAACAAAUAAAGGAGCGUGAGCAUCAGGCAGAUCUGGCCAAGCAGGAAAAAAAAAAAGAAGAGGAAGAAAUACAAAGAUCUAUUCAACUGUACCAACUAGAAACUCAGAGAAAAAAAGAAAAGGAACACGAGGAAAAAAUUGAACGGCAGAAGCUGUAUCAUGCGUAUGUAAAUGACCAGAAAAUAAUCAAAGCAAUAGAGGAACAAAACCAAAUGGAAGAAGAUGAUCGGAUCAAAGCCCAUUUUAAAGCAAAGGAAAUUAUUGCCAAGAUGAGAAAAAAGAAAGAAGCUGAAAUGCGUAGACAAGUACAGGAACAACAGGACAAAAUCAUUAGUCGAUUAGCUGAACAAAUGGGUGAGGCAUUAAAGAAGGAAGAUGAUCGAUUGGCUAGAGAUGUUGCAAGAAAAGAAGCUGAAGAAGAAAAAAAACACAAAGAGAAAGAAGCAAAACAAAAGGCUGCUAUUGAAUCUAUUGCUGAACACAGAGCCACUGUGAUAAAGUUGAAAGAGGAAAAGGAGAGACAGGAGAAAGAAGAGGCUGAAAAAGAACGUGAUAUGUUAAUGGAAAAAGAUCGCAUCCACCUGGAACUGGAAAACAACAAAAAACAUGGACGAGAUGAGGCAAACAGAGAAGUACAGAAAAUUCAGCUCCAGCAAAUAGCUGAAAAGCAGGCAAGAAAAGAGCAGGAAAAGCAAGCAGAAUUGGACUACAAUGCUCAGAGAGAGGCUAUUGCACUUUAUAAAGAGCAAGAGUUUCAGAAAUAUGCAAAGGAAUUAAUAGAAACAGAAUCUAAGACAACACAUCAUCUUUAUCCUCUUCUCAAAGCAUGUGAAGAUGGAAGAGGACUUGGACAUAGGCCAUUUUUCUGAGAGAAGAAGAAAUAAAUACUAGUUUCCCAACAUA
Messenger RNA from Passer montanus (Eurasian tree sparrow), 1942 nucleotides. RefSeq names its product coiled-coil domain containing 173 (gene CFAP210). The record is from RefSeq and is a predicted model, not a curated record. The coding region runs from base 1 to 1908 and encodes 635 amino acids. Lineage: Eukaryota; Metazoa; Chordata; Aves; Passeriformes; Passeridae. The transcript is spliced from 10 exons.